This is a messenger RNA of Echinostoma caproni, 1572 nucleotides long. The record is from the annotation of a GenBank genome assembly. NCBI's taxonomy places the organism in Eukaryota, Metazoa, Platyhelminthes, Trematoda, Plagiorchiida, Echinostomatidae.
AUGGCCCAAUGCGGUCUAUCUGCUUCCCAAUUGGGUCUGGCCGCGUUGAUUUCAAACGCUGCGGCCACUUUCACAAGAUUGAUAUCCGGACCGGUAAUGGAUCGUGCAAAGAAGAAGAAUCGAGUAAUUAUCGUUCUUUGUGUAGUCAGCGUCAGUAUGAUCUUAUGCUUUCUCGGCUUGCCAAAGGAGCACGACUAUCUGAUGGAAGGUCGUAUGGAUGAUAGUGGAUUCUUUGUGGCUCAACUACACACGGAACACAAUCAACCUGAAAGCCAAAGUAAUCAAAGUUUGAACGCUACUGAAUUCACUGGCGAGAGAAUUUGUUGGCCUGUUCUGGCAACCGGUUGUUCGACAUCAUCCAGAUCAAUCUACCCGUUUGAACAAUCCGAAUUUGAUCUGAAACUAGUGGAUGUGAACGAAACCGAUUACAGUGCAAUGUACUCGAUUCAAGCGUGGCAAAGACACAGUCAGCCAGAACAGAAUGCAAGUACCCAAUUUUACUGUUUCUAUUUGUCCGAGGAACGGAACCGAACGGAUUGUAUACCGAUUCGAAACGAACGGAUAAAACCGGCAUCUUACACCACACUCAUUCUGAGCAUAGCGCUUCGUAUGGUCCUGUUUGGUGCUCACGCACCCAUCAUGAACCUCCUGGAGUCGAUCACCUUUAGCAUUCUUGGACCGCGUAAAUCGCGGUUCUUUGGUCAGACACGUUUAGUCGGCACACUGGGCUACGUGCUCGGAGCGCUUGCGAUCGGUCCGAUCAUCAGUGCGUUUUCUGUGGCGUCUUUUGGCGAGCGAUUUGUCCGUUUUCCUUCCACGAACCCGGAUGAUCACACCGUGGGGGUCAGCUACACACCGUGCAUAUUGAUUGCGGCCGGGUGUGCCACACUGGCUGCACUAUCGACAUUUUUCAUCAAACAAAAUUCGGAUCGAUCGAAACUGGAAUUGCACAAAGCUCUACUCGUGGCAUUCCAAUCCUCCGAAAUGAUCAAAUGUAUGAUCAGUUGCCUAGUAACCGGAUUCGCCACAUCCCUAAUUGGUGAAUAUUUCACUCUUAUUCUGACCACUCAGUACGGAUUGUCUCACACGUUUAUCGGAACAUUGAUCUCGGUGAUCGUGUUGACUGAAGUGCCCACGUUUUUUGUCAGCGGUUUUUUGGUAUCCCGUUUCGGUCCGGCGUUGUGUGUGAGUGCCGCUCAUUUUGUUUGGGCUGUCUAUUUUGUUACCAUUGCAUGUAUUUCCAACCAAUGGGGUUUGCUUUUAGUCCAGGCGUGGUCCGGACUAGCCUUCCCGAUUGCGAACAAUGCCAUUUUGUAUCAGGCCGCCGUGGUCGGUCGGGAUAAGACACUUAGCCAGGACGGUAAUUUGGUGGCUAGCAUGCAAGCAAUCACGAACGCGAUCACUUUUGGACUGAUCCCGUGUUUCGGUGGACUAAUUUGGGGCUGUUUGUUGGAAUACUUUCCUGGAAGGUAUCUGUAUGGAAUGGCAGCUUGUUACUCUGCCACGGUGAUGCUCCUUGUACCAUUCAUUGAUUACGUAAUCAAUAAAUUAGAUGCAAGACGAUCAUCUUAA